Molecule: messenger RNA, 501 nt
Organism: Drosophila ficusphila
Lineage: Eukaryota; Metazoa; Arthropoda; Insecta; Diptera; Drosophilidae
Product: cuticle protein 8
Exons: 2
Cellular component (GO): extracellular matrix
Source: RefSeq, a predicted model, not a curated record
AUGGGCAAGAUACUCGUAUAUGGGUUGCAUAAGGUUUGAUCGCAGUGCGGCGUAUUUGAUUUCAUCUGGCAAAAGUUGGCCACUGCGACAAUGGGCCAAACUUCGUCAUAUAAAAGAGGCCUCAUUUCAGCUCUUAGUCAUUAGUCGAGUGUGGUCUGUCGCUCCAAUUACAGCUCAAACUUCUUCGCAAUGAAUUUGUUGCUUUCCAGCAUAUCCUUCUUUCUGAUCCUGAGCUCCUUGUUCGCUGUUCAGGCUGGAAUUAUUAACAGCCAUGUCGAUGAACUGAUUGCCAGUCCUGCCCAGUAUGAGUUCCAUUACUCUGUUCAUGAUAGUCACACUGGCGAUGUGAAGGAUCAAUUCGAGCACCGACGCGGCGAAUACGUAACAGGUCGCUAUUCCCUCAUCGAACCCGAUGGUCAUCGUCGGGUUGUGGACUACACCGCCGAUCCGCUGCUGGGUUUCAAUGCCCAGGUUCGUCGGGAACCGAUUUCUCGCUAUUAA